This is a messenger RNA of Hibiscus syriacus, 1443 nucleotides long. Its product is annotated as ethylene-responsive transcription factor ERF062-like. The record is from RefSeq and is a predicted model, not a curated record. Gene Ontology annotation, biological process: regulation of DNA-templated transcription. Lineage: Eukaryota; Viridiplantae; Streptophyta; Magnoliopsida; Malvales; Malvaceae. Gene Ontology annotation, molecular function: DNA binding; DNA-binding transcription factor activity. The coding region runs from base 1 to 1251 and encodes 416 amino acids. The transcript has a single exon.
AUGAGUGUGGAAGAUCAAUUUCCUAAAACAGAAACUUUGAUGAACAAGGAGUGGCCAUCAUAUAUUCAUGGCAUGCCAACUUCUUCAAAGUUUAAUUUCAACGAUCCAAUCAUUUCUGGUACUUUAACUGGUACUUCCUACGGAAAUGGCAGUGGAAGAACCAAGUCACCACCACCAUCGUCGUCGUCAUCUCCUUCACCUGAUCGGUUUGUUUCGAGCUCCAAUUCCAGUUCUUCUCAUGGACACAAUUUCUUAACAAACGUCCCUGGAUUUCUCAGACAGGAUGUUUUGAAUGAACAUCAUUCAGGCUUGUUCGGUUCUGUUCCCUCACAUGGUGGUCUUGUUUCUGAUGUCAUGGAUGGUUUUAUGCCAUUGAACUUCCUGGAGUCUUUUCCGAAACUGAACCAAGCUCAAGUUUCCGAACCACCAUCGCCAUCGAAAUUCCCCAACUUAACUUUGUUUUUGCAGGAACCUGCCAUGUUAGAUCCAACCACUCGAGCCAUUGGGAAAAAGAGUGAGCCUGGACCGAACCAUUCAUUCCAAUUGCCUCAACUUGGUCAGAUUCAGUCUCGAAUGGGCGAUGAAUGGCUUAGAAUGAACCAGAGUUGUGCCAGUUUCCAAACCAAAGGUUUUAGUGACUAUUGGCUUGGCACCAAGACUCAACCUAUGAAGUACACUGGAAGCAGAUUGCAGAACCAGCAUCAAAAGGGUCGACUGUCAUCAGCCUCGACAUCGUCCGGAAAGCUGUUCCGAGGGGUAAGGCAAAGACAUUGGGGAAAAUGGGUUGCUGAGAUACGGCUCCCGAGAAAUCGAACUCGGGUUUGGCUAGGGACUUUCGACACCGCAGAAGAAGCCGCUAUGGCAUAUGAUACAGCAGCAUACAUGUUGCGUGGAGAAUAUGCGCAUUUGAACUUUCCGGAUCUUAAGCAUCAACUGAAGGCCAAUUCUUUGAAUGGGAACACUGCUGCACUCCUUGAAGCCAAGUUGCAAGCAAUUUCACAAGGCAUUGCCGGUAACAAGAAGUUGAAAAAUCCACAGUCGAGGCAGGCAAAUGUCGAAUGUUUAAACCAGAACACAACGAAAAGAGAUUGGGAAUUUGAGGUGAAGAGCAAGGCAGAAUCAGAAGUGAAUGAGAACAAGAAGAAAACUCAGGAGAGUGUAUCAUCGGAUGUGGAUGCUGUACAGUUAAGUAGAAUGCCUUCGUUGGACAUGGAUAUAAUCUGGGAUGCUCUUUUAGUCUCAGAUUCCUGACAUUUUCAAUCAUUUGAACGAAAAAAAAAUGAUGUGGUUCGUAUUUUGCAGUCUUUAUUCAUCUUUGUGGGUAUAUUUGUAUCAGCCAUUACCAUCAGUGUAUUAAAUCAAAAUUUCCCAUGGAACAGAACAGUCCAUUCUUUUGGUCCAUUUUCUGUCCCUUCUUUCAUUUUAUUUCUUUCAGGUUUCGUC